Molecule: messenger RNA, 5246 nt
Organism: Alosa alosa (allis shad)
Lineage: Eukaryota; Metazoa; Chordata; Actinopteri; Clupeiformes; Clupeidae
Gene: trim24
Product: tripartite motif containing 24
Exons: 18
Coding region: 634-3939 (1101 amino acids)
Molecular function (GO): protein binding; zinc ion binding
Source: RefSeq, a predicted model, not a curated record
AUUAUCAUUGUAAAUGGUCAGCUCAAUUUUUCAUAGCAUGUAGAACUCGAUUUAAAAAUCGCGUUUUUGUUUUUAUCUGCGUUGCUGAUAAGAUUGGUCUCUCUCGCCUACUGUAGCUAGGUAUUUCCCUGCUGGGAGAAGUGGGUAAAAAGGCCUAUUAUGUGUUGUAUGGGAGGACCGUGAGAAGUCAUUAGGAGGCCUAGCAGUUAUUAAUAUACUUUGUGUAGUGCAGACAAACAUAUUUAUAAUGCACUUCUCUCGCGCUAUGUUAUAUGGUUAAUACUCCGCACAAUAAAAUAGGUUAUGGUUUACUAAUGCUCGUUCUAUGUCCUGGAGGCUAGCUUGCUGGCUAACGCUAGCUGCUUAUGUUAGCUUUUGGUGCGUUGUUGUUUAAUGUCAACAGUAGUAGCACUACAGUGUAAAGGAUUCAGAUAAUCAGCAGAGAAAACAUAACUGUAUUGUUUAUGCAGGCGUUUUUUGUGCCCUGCCUUUCUGACGCUAAAGAAAACCCCUGCGUGAUGGAAACAAAAUAGAAGCUCUCUGGAGAGGUCACGAAAUCCGAUCUGAUUUCCCCUUUAGCGUUCCAACAGCUGCAUCAACCGGAGAUAUCGUUAGACCCAUUUUGUUAUAGUCAUGGACGAGAGUACAGAAAAAGUAGAGCCUGAUGAUAUUGUUAUUAUCGUCGAAAAUGAAGCUGAAAGCAUGCCGGUUCAAGAGGAAAGUGAGAAGGCUCAAAGUACCCACAGUUUAAUGGACUGUUGUCCCAUUUGCAAGUUGAAUUUUCAUAGCAGAGAGCCCAAGCUUCUACCUUGUCUCCACUCUUUCUGUAAGAAAUGCUUGCCACCUCCGUCAAGAAAUUUUUUAUAUCCAAGCCAAAUGAUGGCCAACCAUCAACUUCAUGUGGAAGAUCCAUCAAAACCGCUCAACGUGAUUCGUUGUCCAGUUUGUCAUCAGGAAUGUAUGGAAGUGGAAGUUUUAGAAAACUUCUUUGUUAAAGACUCAAUGGAAGUGCCAAGCAGCACAGUUGAGAAGACAAGCCAGUUGUGUAUGAGUUGUGAGGACAACACAGAGGCCACUGGCUAUUGUGUGGAAUGCGUGGAGUUUCUCUGUGUCACCUGCAUUGAAGCUCAUCAGCGGGUGAAGUUUACCCGCGACCACACCAUUCGACAGAAAGAAGAAAUGUCUCCAGAAGGAGUGGGAGUCUCCACCCAGAAGCCAGUUUUCUGUGAUGUCCAUAAACAGGAGCCUUUGAAACUUUUCUGUGAGACAUGUGAUCGUCUGACCUGUCGGGACUGUCAGUUGCUCAAACACAAGGAUCACAAUUACCAGUUUCUAGAAGAUGCCUACAGAAAUCACAGGGAACACUUGGAGAAUAUGACUCGACAGCUCCAGGAAAAAAGAAAAGCCAUCGAAGAUGUCUCUAACGCAAUCAAUAAUGGUCUCCAUCAGGUCGAUGAGAACCGAAAGGCUGUCACCACUGAGAUCAAGAAGUCCAUUUGCAAUCUCAUUAUGGAGAUUAAUAGAAAAGGGAAAAUAUUGAUAAAUCAACUUGAGGCUCUCACCAAGGAUCAUGAGACUGCACUCAGGAAACAGCAGGAUGAUGUCUCUUCCCUCUCCAAACACCUGGAUCAUGUGAUCUCCUUCACCAAAUGGGCAACAGCCAUCAACAGUGGCACUGCUCUCCUUUACUGCAAAAGACUGAUUCUCUGUCAGAUACAAUACCUCAUGCGGGCAAAGUGCAGUACCUCCUCAUAUGUCCCCCAGAAUACAGUGCGGUUCCAGUGUCGGUCAAGCUUCUGGGCCUCAAAUGUUGAUCUCGGCUCUCUGGUCAUGGAAAAAGUUCCAGGACACCAACCAAGUGGGAUGCAGAUGUUCCCCAACCAACCCAACCACCCCAACCAUCCCAACCAUCCUGGACCAAGACCUGAAGGACCAUCAGCGGGCUUUCCGGGGACGGCCGCUCAACAGCGGCAGAGCACGCUGGCACAGCUCCAGAUGCAGGUGGAGAAGCUGGCGCAGCAUCCCAACCGCCACCCACCACCAAACCACUGGUCCUGGUAUCACAACAUGCGGCUCCCAGGCCCGCCCCCACCCAGGCCCAUGCAGGGGGGAUCUCCUUCCCAAACCCAUCCCAACAUGUCUCAGCAGGGCCGGCGAUACACUGCUCCUCAACCAAACACCCGCAGUCCCACAGCCAUGAUGCAAAACACAGCCUUUGCCCCUCAGACUUUGAGAGGAAUGAUUAACUCCCCCACCUCCUCCAAUUUCCCACCCAAACCCAUGGAUGUGCUUCAGGGUGCAUCUCGAUAUACCCAAAAUGCACCUGGAGGUGGACACCUUACCAACCCUCAACCCUCUCUGCAUCAGAGAAAUGUAAUGGACCCUAUACACCUAAACAGAAGACCUGAACCUCCUGGGCCCUUGCAAAUGUCCAUGCCCAGACAUCAUUUCCCCCACACUGUCCCUACCACCAUUGCUGACAGGACUGCACAAGGUCAUCAGAGCUCCCCCAUGUUAACGGCAAACUCUACUGACGGAAAGACAGGGACUGUUUCUUGGAAACGAACCGACCCCCAGCCGAAUGGAGCGUCCACCUCCUCUGCUAAGAGAAGACGAAGGUCAUCCCCUGGGCCCAUCAUUGUCAUCAAAGAUGAGCCGGAAGAUGAUGAUGAAGUUCGCUUUGUCCAGUCCAGUGUGAAAGCUAGUCUGCCAGACAGCACUGGUGUCCAGUCCCAGACCCCUCGUCAGGAGUCUCCCCCAGGUGAAGAGCAGCAGACCGAGAAGACCCCGGAUCCCAACGUCGAGCCCAACGACGAUCCCAACGACGAUCCCAACGACGAUCCCAACGACGAUCCCAACGAGGACUGGUGUGCUGUGUGUCAGAAUGGAGGGGAGCUGCUCUGUUGUGACAAGUGUCCUAAAGUCUUCCAUCUCAGCUGCCAUAUUCCUGGCCUCAAGUCUUCUCCUAGUGGGGAGUGGUUUUGUUCGUUUUGCCGAGACCUAACCACGCCUGAAAUGGAGUAUGACACGGGAGACAGCACAAAAGCCGUGAAAGAGGAGCCAGAUUCUGAGGGACUAACUCCUGUAGAUAAAAGGAAGUGUGAGAGAUUAUUACUUCGCCUAUAUUGCAAUGAGCUCAGCACUGACUUCCAGGAGCCAGUCUCACCGUCGACGAUGCCUGAAUAUAAUGAGAUUAUAAAAUCUCCCAUGGACCUCUCAGUGGCGAGGAGCAAGCUGGAGUUAAAGCAGAGUCCAGCUUACAAGAGGCCUGAUGACUUUGUCGCCGACAUCAGACUGAUCUUUAGAAACUGUGCCAAGUUUCACAAGGAGGAUAAUGAGAUGGCAAGUGUAGGUGUCAACCUGGAGAAUUUCUUUGAGGAGCAGCUGAAACUCCUUUACCCCGAACAGACUUUUCCUGAGGUAAAGGAAGAAAGUUCUGCCUCUUCAGUUCUGGAGGGCAGUGUACCCUCAGAUGUGCCCUGUGAGGAACAUGGAGCCCCAGUUGAACCUGCUGAGAGUCCACCUCCAAAGAGUCCAGCACUCCCUAGCCCCCCCAGUGACCAAGUCUCUGAUCCUCCCACUGAAGUCCGUCCGGAUGAACCUGGUCAGGAUGAACCUGGUCAGGAUGAACCUGGUCAGGAUGAACCCGGUCAAGAUGAGCCCUGUCAAGAUGAACCCGGUCAAGAUGAGCCCUGUCAAGAUGAGCCCUGUCAAGAUGGGCCCAGUCAAGAGGAGGUCUGUCAAGAUGGGCCCAGUCAAGAUGAGCCCAGUCAAGAUGAGCCCGGUCAAGAUGGGCCCGGUCAAGAUGAGCCCGGUCAAGAUGAGCCUGGUCAGGACGAACAUGGUCAAGAUCAGUCCAGUCAAGACGAGCCCAAGGAGUCUGAUGUCCAGGAAGACUCACCCAAGGAGGAUGAAAUGAUGAGCGAUACAGAGGGAUGAUGAGCGAUACAGAGGGAUGAUGAGCGAUACAGAGGGAGGAUGAGCGAUACAGAGGGAUGAUGAGUAGUUGUAUCUUCCUCCCGUCUAUGUGAAGCUGUUAGAAAUCCUUGCUGAAACAAGGAGUCCUCCUGCAAGAUUAGUAAAGCUAGGUAGUUUGUUUUUAAUAUUCCUGCAAUAAUAAUAUUAAUAAUAAAAAAAAAACAUAUUUAAACAGACUGCACAGAGUGCCCAAGCAAAAGGCUAGUUUAUUUUAUUUGUAGCAUGUUUUUAUUUCCCUUGAACAUAUUAUAUAUCUUUACUGUAGUAAAGAACAUGUUGACAGGGUAAUCGCAACGGGGACAUCAAACAAGCGUGUGUCUUCCCUAAUCAAACUUAAUGAAUGAACUGCAGAAGUACACAUUAUGUACAAUUAUUAUGUUUGAUGUUGCCCUUUAUGAUCUACAUUAAUGUAUAAUAAUUAUUAUUUAUCCUGAAUUAGAUUAUUUAGGGUAAUGACUGGUGCUUUUGUUUAAUGUAAAAAGAGUAAUGCAUUUACUUUAUUCAGCUGAUUGAAGCUGAAGCAAAAUGUUAUGUUUUUAAGCUCAGAAUUCAUGUCAUCAAUAUCAAUAAUAGCUGUACUCACCAUUGCGGUGGUCAGUGUUGUCAACCAAGGAAUUUUCCUUUUUUUUUUCAUGUACAGUAGGAGAGUGCAUAGAUAUUUUCCUUAUUUUCACUAUUUUAGAUGGUUCAAGUUAAGUUGUCAGUAUUGCUCCUUGACUUUAACUGACCAGGAUUUGUAAGGUAUAUCUUGAUUGUGUUGCUCCAAGAACUAUAGUCAAGAUCUGUGCAUGUGCUAGUGGCUAGUGGACUCAUUUUUCCCAUGGAGUGGUCCAUGGCCGUUUUUUGAACAUGUAAAAUAUUGUGGACCUUUUGGACUUUUUUAUUUGAAUUGGCUGUGACCCGUAUGAACGUAAUGUCGGUCUUGGAUCUGGUCAGUACAAUACUUUGAGGUAUAAUGGUUAGCGUAUAAUUACAGUUGCAGUCAGCUUUCAGACGAGACCCCCCCACUACACUUCACUACGGUUACCAUGGCUGUAUUGGAGUUUAAAAAGUGUGUGUGUAUAUGCAAUCAAACAUGCAUAUUACAGGGGACUUUGAUGGGUCUGAAACUGUCCUGUUUGUUGGGAUCUGGCAGAGAACAGAUUGCUUCCCUCUGAAUCUGGCCAAGACAGGGCUGCUAUAAAUAGAGGAAAUAACUGUAUGAUUUCAACAGAUUUUGUGUAUGUAACUUUAAUCUAAAUAUAAAAUAAAACAUUUUGAUAUCCCUG